CAUCACCGAUUAAGGCUUAUAAAGCUUCUUUUUUCCCCUAAACAUCGCUUUCCUCGAGAUUGCUCUCUCUCUCUCUAGGGUUUCGAUCUUCGUUAACUAUUUUUUCGAUUCCUCGGGAUUCGAUACGGUGUUAGUCUUCUCCUCCCUGAUUUUCCGUCAAUUUCGCCUCGAUUCUCUCCAUCACCCCUUCUGAUCGGCUUCGUCUCGGGAGAAAAAGGUCGCAUCUUUUCGUGAUUCCCCGAGGAGAAAGACUGAUCCUUUUGAUCCUUAUGUAAGUGACUCUGAUGUGUGGUGAGAUCCGUUGCUAUCUGUUUUGAUGAGGAAGAAGCGGAAAGGUAGUGAAGCCGAAGGUUCGGAGGAGGAUCUAUCAUGUGCAACUACUGCAUCGCGAUCAUCCAACUUCAGGUCACACUUCUCACUAGAAGGUUACGCUAGACUCAAGAAGCGCUGCAAGGAGAAUGACACCGUCGUCGACGAGGACUCUGUUGGUUCCUUCAAGAGACGCCUCGCCGGCGUCGCGACCGCACCUCCUUGCGGCGCGUCGUCUCUGGUUUCGUCGGGGAGAGGUUUGAAGAGGAAGAUUGGUUGCAUUGACGUUUCCACUCAGACUGGUAGGAAGAACAAGAUUGACGAUGACUAUGUUUUGGGUCCUAACAUUGGGAAAGGGAAGUUCGGGUCGGUUAGGAUCUGUAGGUCGAAGAGUAACGGGAUUGACUUUGCUUGUAAGACACUGAAGAAAGGGGAGGAGACUGUUCACAGGGAGGUUGAGAUUAUGCAGCAUUUGUCUGGUCAUCCUCGGGUUGUCACGUUGCAUGCUGUGUAUGAAGAGUCGGAUUGUUUUCAUCUUGUGAUGGAGCUGUGUUCGGGAGGACGUUUGAUUGAUCAGAUGGUUAAGGAGGGGAGGUACUCUGAGCAGCGUGCAGCUAAUAUAUUCAAGGACCUCAUGCUAGUUAUCAAUUAUUGCCACGAGAUGGGAGUUGUGCAUAGAGAUAUCAAACCUGAGAACAUUCUCCUCACAGCUGUUGGGAAGAUUCAGCUCGCUGAUUUUGGCCUCGCCAUGAGAAUUGCAAAAGGUCAGACAUUGUCUGGAUUGGCGGGAAGUCCUGCUUAUGUAGCACCUGAAGUUCUUUCUGAAAGUUAUUCAGAGAAAGUUGACGUUUGGAGUGCAGGAGUCCUCUUAUACGCUCUCCUGUCCGGUGUACUCCCGUUUAAGGGAGACUCUUUGGAUGCUAUUUUCGAAGCAAUCAAGAAAGUGAAGCUUGAUUUCAACUCUGGAGUGUGGGAGUCCGUCUCCAAACCAGCUCGUGAUCUAUUGUCAAGAAUGCUAUCAAGGGACGAAUCUGCCAGGAUCACUGCGGAUGAAGUGCUAAGGCAUCCAUGGAUACUCUUUUACACUGACCGGACUCUCAAGACAAUGUGCAUCAAGUCGAAGCACAAGGGUCAAGCAGGAUCUCCUCCCGGCCUUCAGCUUCGCAGUCCGAUGAAGAAAACUGACGUAAACAGAGCUAACAGAGAGAAGAAGACAACAUAUGAUGAUUCACCGACUGAUUCAUUCUCCAACACAGAGGAGGAGGAGGAAGAAGAUGAGAGCGGUGUGGUCGAUGUGCUUGUGGUUGCAAUCUCCAACGUGAGGAUCUCAGAACCAAAGAGAAGCAGACUCUGUAGUCCCACGAACAGCCCCAUCGAACAGCAACAUUCUUCUAACUUGACCACGACUACUAAUACACUCUGUCGAGCCUUCUGACAAAACCAGUUUCACACACUCGUCCAAGUCUCCAAGUCACAUGGGUUUGUUUGUCCCUGAUAUGAUAUGAUCUUAGUGACUCAGUAUAUCAUAUAAAUCGUAAUAGCUCUCUCUAAUAGCUGGAUAUGAUCUGAUUCUGGUUUUUCCUUCUACGUUUUCUGACUUUAUUGUACAGAUCUUCAUGUAAAUAGAAUACGCCAUAAGUGUUUGAUCCGUUUUUUGUAUCGGAAUUAUCUGGUCAUUUCGUUAACCGUGGCGGCAACAAUCAAUGAGUUUUUUUUCUUGUGGUCAA
This is a messenger RNA of Brassica oleracea var. oleracea, 2036 nucleotides long. RefSeq names its product serine/threonine-protein kinase PEPKR2-like. Gene Ontology annotation, cellular component: nucleus; cytoplasm. The transcript has 4 exons. The coding region runs from base 317 to 1744 and encodes 475 amino acids. Lineage: Eukaryota; Viridiplantae; Streptophyta; Magnoliopsida; Brassicales; Brassicaceae. The record is from RefSeq and is a predicted model, not a curated record. Gene Ontology annotation, molecular function: ATP binding; calcium-dependent protein serine/threonine kinase activity; calcium/calmodulin-dependent protein kinase activity. Gene Ontology annotation, biological process: protein autophosphorylation; intracellular signal transduction; peptidyl-serine phosphorylation.